Besnoitia besnoiti is the source of this 801-nucleotide messenger RNA. RefSeq lists its product as uncharacterized. Bases 1 to 801 code for a protein of 266 amino acids. Lineage: Eukaryota; Apicomplexa; Conoidasida; Eucoccidiorida; Sarcocystidae. The record is from RefSeq and is a predicted model, not a curated record. The transcript is spliced from 3 exons.
AUGCUUCUGCGAGAUAUAGUUAUCGAGUCUACAGGUGCAGACUCUCCGACGGCAUUUCUCGCACACGGGCCGAAUGGGACAAGAGCACCUGGUCGCCCAGUGGACUUCGCCUCAACGAAAGACAUCGAAGUCGUUGAUUUCGAGUGCGUGACCCCGUUGCAAGGACCCAUAACCCAGAGCGAUACGCCGACGAGUUCGGCGGUCAACGCUGAUCCCGGAGACUCCAGCUGCCGAGAUGAUUCUGGGACGACAACUCCUCAGGGUCAAACACUACAACAAUCACUCGACCAAGGCGGGCACGCCAGCGCGGAAGCCCAUCUAGCACAGUGGUUAUCACACGGGAAUUAUGCCCUACCAUCGCAUGAUGUGAUGCCUCCAUCCAACGAUGAAAAGAAAAACGCCUUCCUCGGGACAUCAGCUCGCUUGACCGCCAAUAUCGAACACAGGUUCGAAUCCGCACAAUCCGAAAUUCAGCAGAAGUUUCGAAGACUUGCGGAGUGCCAAAGAGCUAGUUUUGACAAGCUUGCAGCAAACGUGAAGGCUCUGGACCACCCAGCCCUUCGCUCCCUCUUGGAAGAUAAAGCCAAGGAAGAAGUGGGGAGCGCUCUACACGGAACCAUUCGUUCUUUCAAGGCAGCGGUCUACGACAAGCUGCAAGAGAUUGAGGAGGUAAAGCAUUUCAUUCUCCAUGAUUAUCGUCCCGGUGUAGCGAACACCGUUUCUGCAAUAGCAAGUGGGACAUACGCGAACAACCGGCUAAGGCAAGAAACUGCCUGUGCAAACAAGUCAGGAGACGCAUAG